Molecule: messenger RNA, 1122 nt
Organism: Fusarium falciforme
Lineage: Eukaryota; Fungi; Ascomycota; Sordariomycetes; Hypocreales; Nectriaceae
Product: Carboxylic ester hydrolase
Exons: 1
Coding region: 1-1122 (373 amino acids)
Source: RefSeq, a predicted model, not a curated record
AUGGUUGAACAAUCUGUCAGGAAAGGCAUGCCCAUCAUUGCCGCGAGCAUGAACUAUCGCCUCCACUCUUGGGGAUUUCUUCACAGCGCCGAGCUUGCUGCCGAAGGAUCAACAAACCUUGGUUACCGAGAUCAACGACUGGCCCUACACUGGCUCAAGGAAAACAUUGCUGCUUUCGGUGGAAAUCCAGAACGGGUCACCAUCUUGGGCGAGAGUUCAGGAGCUUUCUCUGUUGGGUCCCAGCUCAUCGCAUACGGGGGCCGAGAUGACGAGCUCUUCAGUGCGGCCAUCCUCCAGAGUGGAUCACCUUUAACCUUUGGGCUCAAACCUCAGACCUCAAAGACUUGGGAGCCAUAUUGGGCUAAGCUCCUGCAUGCUACAAAUUGCUCUGGAGCAGAGUCACUUGCAUGCUUGAGAAAAAUUCCCACAAAAGAACCCAGCGCGGUCUUUAACAGCUCGUUUGCUUCGCCGCCAAGUUGGGGCCAGGUGGUUGAUGGUGACUUCAUCACGGCAAGCGGAAGCACACUACUGAAGCAGGGCAAAUUUGUCAAGGUGCCUAUUCUUAUUUGGACUAACUUUGACGAGGGCACGGAGUUUGCUGCUCAAGGUAUCAACACAAUGGCUCAGUUCGCCCAAUACGUCAGAUCCGUUGGUGUUUCCAAACAGGCAGUUCGCACCAUCGAGAGGUUGUACUCUGAUGACCCUACAGUCGGCAUACCAGCUACACUCAAGAGCAGACCUGAAAGAGCCCUUGCGCAUCUCGGAAAGCAAUACAAACGUGUUGCUGCCUUCAGUGGUGAUGCAUAUCAGCACGCCGGUCGAAGAUUUACGACAAUGUCGUGGUCUAGACGGCAUGUACCUGUGUGGAGCUACCACUGGAAUGUUCUCGUGGAGAAUGUUUCACCAGCCAGGGGCGCAGGCCACUUCCAAGAGGUUGUAUUUGUUUUUGAUAAUAUCAACGGCCGAGGCUAUGAAACCGUCAUCUCCAAAAACCCAAUGGCUGGAAAACCCGCCAAGCUGGUCCAGCUGGCGGAUGUCAUGUCGACAGCUUGGAUUAGCUUUAUUGUUAAUCGAAAUCCCGUUAGCCAAGGUAACAGUGGCCUAUUCGCGUGUAUUUGCUGA